Messenger RNA from Gloeophyllum trabeum ATCC 11539, 472 nucleotides. RefSeq lists its product as uncharacterized. The transcript is spliced from 3 exons. Lineage: Eukaryota; Fungi; Basidiomycota; Agaricomycetes; Gloeophyllales; Gloeophyllaceae. The record is from RefSeq and is a predicted model, not a curated record. The annotation marks the transcript as partial.
GCCGUGACCACGGACCCGUUCGUCACCCCGCCGCAAGCAGUCACUCAUACCCUUCUGCGAGCAGCUCUCCCCGAAGCUCCGCCCUGUCCAACUCAUGCCUAUACGCCCGGGCGGCAAAGUGGGUAUCGCAGAGGAUUUCGGUGCCUGCAAAUCCCCUGUGGUGUCCUACUACUUGUACUUUGUCUCCCGUCCGCUCCAGCGCCUCGCAAACACCUUCGGCUUUGUCUCUGCCACCCCGCCGUCCAUCUCGCCCGUGGACCUGCAGCCCCGCUUCGCUGUCUCGUACCGCUCGGGCCUACUUCCCAACAUUGCCACGAGCAUGCACUGCGGCUUGGAGGAGGACAUGGACAGUUCGGUGAGCUUCGUCACCACACCAACCGUGUUCAUUGGCCUGAUGCUCUGCAUGAUCGGUCGUGUGUUUGUGUGCCGUUACUUGCACAAUUCAAUGCAAGAGCAUAUAAUUAUCAUCUGA